Drosophila santomea is the source of this 1197-nucleotide messenger RNA. RefSeq names its product WD repeat-containing protein 91. Bases 74 to 1054 code for a protein of 326 amino acids. Lineage: Eukaryota; Metazoa; Arthropoda; Insecta; Diptera; Drosophilidae. The record is from RefSeq and is a predicted model, not a curated record. Gene Ontology annotation, cellular component: extrinsic component of endosome membrane; early endosome membrane; late endosome membrane. Gene Ontology annotation, molecular function: phosphatidylinositol 3-kinase regulator activity. Gene Ontology annotation, biological process: early endosome to late endosome transport. The transcript is spliced from 3 exons.
UCUUCUUCUUGGAUUUAUCUUUAUUGUGAAACUUUUGCAAAAACUAAUAAGGUUUCAAAUAAAGAGUCAAGCAAUGGCACAAGUCGCUUUCCUAGACAACCUGCUUAGGGAAUACCUAGUUUUUCGAGGUUUCUCAAGCACCUUGAAGGCCCUCGAUGUGGAGCAGCGUACUGAAAAGGACCAGCACUUCCGUGCAGAACGAAUCCUGGAGCAAUUCAACAUUGCCGUGCAAACGUCCGACCUUCAGGGUCUCAGGAGUUUGUGGUUUCACCUGGACAACAACAUGUUCUCCAAGCUGGAGCACACCUACGCCGUCGCUGUCAAGAAACUGGAAAACAGCCUCCUUAAAUACUACCUGGUGACCGCCUACAGCAGCAAUCGCCCUGAGAAGGUAUCCGAGUUCUUUAACAAGUUGGCGGGCGAUCUGCAGCAGCAAAGCGAGUGGAAGGAUUGGUUCUACUUUCCCUUUUGCAAAAACGCUGAGGAGUCGCCAGCUUUUGCCCUGUUCUUCACCAAGCAAUGGCAGGAUACAUUGCUUCUGUCGCUGCGCAACUUCCUGACCACCGUAUACCAGUGUCUGCCGCAGCCCACAUUCGUGCGUGCGGAGCAGGAGGCGGCCCACAUGCAGCGACUUAGUGAAGACAACGCUGGUCUCCGCACCAGGGUACUCAACUUGCAGCAGGAGCUGCACCAGGUAACCCAGCACCAAUCAGGAACUAUGGCCGCCGGAGCAAGCGGAAGUUCUCUCGGCGGUGGGACCGAUAAUGGAGCCCGCCGACGCAGCGUAUAUCGCCAACAGCAGAGCCUGAGCGACAUUCUGCCCUUCGACAUCAGUCCUCCUGGACACAUAGUCGACGAUUUCUGCAUCAUUGCCUCCGAGGCGAACAGCGUGAGCCAGGCCAGCGACGCCCAGGCGCGAAGCCUCAAGCAGUUAAUCCGUAACAUCGGAUCGGGCAGUUCGCCUGUGAUGGGACGCAAGGAACAGACAGCCAGUUCCCUGGGCGAAAAGUCUACCAAACGCAGGUCCGGCAGCGUGGGACGCAGUUGGAUUUAAGAACCUACACAGGUAACUAUACAACGCUAAUAUUAUUUUUCCUAAAGGUUAUCUAUUACAAAUUCUAAAGCGUCGAGAUCAAAAUGUACCACUUUAGUUUUUAAAUUAGUUAAUUCGUAGACAUCCCAAAUAUUUUAUGUUCA